AUGGGCGACGGGGCCAAGGCCGACCCGGGGAGCCACGACGCCCAUGAGCUGUUUGACGAGCUGGUCGGGGCCACCACCUGCAGGGCCACUCUGAGGGCCUUCGGCCUGCUCUGUGACCACCUGGGGGUCCCCGGGGGGGGGGCGUGGCCCUUCUACCACACGGUCAAGCACCGGCUGAACUACUGGAAGGCCAACGCACUCUGGGCCAAGCUGGACAAGAGGGCGGCGCUGCCCGAGUACAUGACGGGCCGGGCCUGCGCCGGCACCACGUGUGUGAUCGUCGGGGCGGGGCCGGUGGGGCUCCGGACGGCGGUGGAGCUGGCCUUCAUGGGGGCCCGCGUGGUGCUGGUGGAGAAGAGGGACGCCUUCUCCCGCAACAACGUCCUCCACCUGUGGCCCUUCACCAUCCACGACCUGCGCGGCCUGGGGGCCAAGAAGUUCUACGGCAAGUUCUGCGGCGCCUCCAUCGACCACAUCAGCAUCCGUCAGCUGCAGCUGAUCCUCCUGAAGGUGGCGCUGUUGUUAGGGGUGGAGGUCCACGUCAACGUGGAGUUCAAACAGCUGGUGGAGCCGCCGGGGAGCCAAGAGCGCCACAAGGCAGGCUGGAGGCUGGAGGUUCAUCCCAAGACUCAUCCGGUCGGCCAGCUCGAUGUGGACGUCGUUAUUGGCGCGGACGGACGACGGAACACACUUCCUGGGUUCAAGCGCAAGGAGUUCCGCGGGAAGCUGGCCAUCGCCAUCACGGCUAACUUCAUGAACCGCCACACCACGGCAGAGGCCAAGGUGCAGGAGAUCAGUGGCGUGGCCUUCAUCUUCAACCAGAGGUUCUUCCAGGAGCUGCGGCAGGAGACCGGCAUUGAUCUGGAGAACAUAGUGUACUACAAGGACGACACGCACUACUUUGUGAUGACGGCCAAGAAGCAGAGUCUGCUGGAGAAAGGGGUCAUUCUGCAGGACCACGCGGACACGGAGCUCCUGCUGUCCCGCGGGAACGUGGACCAGAAUGCAUUGCAGGCGUACGCCCGUGAGGCGGCGGGCUUCUCCACGGGCCACCGGCUGCCCAGCCUGGACUUCGCCAUGAACCACUACGGCCAGGCGGACGUGGCCAUGUUCGACUUCACCUGCAUGUACGCCUCGGAGACGGCCGCCAUGGUGCGCCGGAGGCACGACCGGCCCCUGCUGCUCACGCUGGUGGGGGACAGCCUGCUGGAGCCCUUCUGGCCCAUCGGGACGGGCAUCGCCCGUGGCUUCCUGGCCGCUCUGGACUCGGCCUGGAUGAUCCGCAGCUGGGCCCAGGGCACCGCCCCCCUGGAGGCGCUGGCCGCCAGGGAGAGUGUGUAUCGCCUGCUGCCCCAGACCACGCCGGAGAACAUGCACAGGAACAUCAGCCAGUACACCGUGGACCCGGCCACGCGCUACCCCAACUACAACCCUCUGCUCAUCAGCCCCGCGCAGGUGAAGCACCUGGUCCACACGGGAGAGGAGCCCCAGGUGGAUGUAGACUCCCUCGUUCGCUCCCCGCCCCCCAGACUGCUCAGACAAGAGUCCUUCUCCCGCUCCAACAAGCUGCUGGCCUGGUGCCAGGAGCAGACCCGGGGGUACCGGGCCGUUGCCGUGGGCGACCUGACCACCUCCUGGAAGAGCGGGCUGGCCCUGUGCGCCCUGAUCCACCGCCACCGCCCCCACCUCAUUGACUUUGACUCCCUGGGUGAGUCGGACGCGGAGGCCAACGUGCGGCUGGGCUUCAGCGUGGCCCAGCGGGAGUUGGGCAUCGCUCCCCUCAUGACGGCCGAGGAGAUGUGUUCCGCCGAGGAGCCCGACUCCCUCUCUAUGGUCAUGUACCUCAGCCAGUUCUACCAGCUGCUCCGGGAAACGCUGCCCCCUGGUGGUUCUCUGUCUCAGAGUGCUGACUUCAGAUCUGCUCUCCUGGCCCCCGCUUCCCUCCUGAGCCGUCUGGGCCACAGUCCGUCACGCAAACGCAACCCCAGGGAGAAGAAAGACGCCCUGUGGAAGAGGAGGAGGACGAGCCGUCCGUGCCUGGACGAACUAGAGCAUGACGACACCGCCGGUUACCACGACGACCAGGGCCCAGAGGAAGGGUUUGUGGGCGGGUCCGGGCGCUCCAGGGUGCGUCUCAUGGCCAAUCAGCUGCAGGCCAGACUGGAUGUCGACGCCUCCUCCUGCCAAAGCCCCGCCUCCUCGGACGCCGCGCAACGACGCCUGGUAGGAGACAUCCUGCUCUGGGAUCAGCCAGUGCCUAAGGGAUUGAAGAGAUACUGUGUCUGGUGUUGUUCCCCGUUUGACCACCAGGGGCAGUGCCUCCCCAGCCCGCCCUAUGGCUCAGAGGCCCUCGACUCCCCGUCUCUGGAAGAGGCGGUGGAGGACGCCGCCAAGUUCCCCGGGGAGGCCUGGAGGCCGAAAAAACGCACGCAGCAACAGGAGCAGAUGAGUUUUCGGUUCAAAGAGAAGAUCAAGGGUCACACUCCGUUACCUGCUGUUGGAAAGCAGAACUUCGUCCGGUUGUACACCGAGGGAGUGAGCUCCAUGGCCGAGCAGAUAACCAAUCAGAUUCAAAGCCAGGAGCCGGCGUCGCCGGGGGCAACGGCUGUGUCGGCGGGGGCCAGCGGCGUGUGCUUCUUCUGCAGCCAGCGGGUGUACGUGAUGGAGCGUCUGAGUGCCGAGGGGCUGUUCUUCCACCGCAGCUGCUUCCAGUGCGACCACUGCCGCACCACCCUGCGCCUGUCCUCCUACGCCUGGGACGCGGCCGGAGGGAGGUUCUACUGUCUGCAGCACUACGACCGACGCAGUGGGGGUCCCGUCCUGAGGAAGAGAGCCGCGCUCAGCAUGUCCUCCGUCUCUCACCGGACCUCCAUAGGGUCCCUGCAGAAGACCUCCUCCACGGACAGCCUGCACCCCGCGGCCCCCGGGGGGCCCCUACUGGGGGGCCGCAGAGCCUCAGUGGCUUCUCUGACCGAGGGGGCCAAGAGGGCGCGGGGCCCCCCUGGGGAGCGCAUCGAGCUGGCCAACUACCGGCCCCAGGCCCCCAGCACCAACGGGCUCACGGCGGCGGCGGCGGCGGUGGCGAAGGGGGCGGAGCCUGUGUCGGGGCGUAAGCGCACGAGCGGCGGGGACGCCUGCGCCCUGACGGAGGAGGAGGUGCCGGAGGAGGUGCCGGAGGAGACGCUGGCCCGCUACAACCUCAGCCUGCCGGGGGCGAGGAGGACCGCCGGGGGAUCCAGCUCUGAGUCGGAGAUGGACGAGGGGAAGGAGGGCGAACGAGGGGCGUCAUGGCGACGGCUCCUGGAGCUCCACGCCGGGACGAGAGGAGGAGGAGACGACGAAGGGGACCGGGAGGACGACGAAGACGAGGAGGCGGAGGACGGGGAGGAGGAGGAGGGGGAGGUGGACGAAGAGGAGGAGGACGAAGGGGACUACGGCAGCGAGCCAGAGUCCAGUGAUGAAGGGGAGUAUAGCCCCUGGGAGAUGGAGCGGUAUUCGGGCCUCUGGCUCCCUCUAGUGGAGGAAUCAGAGGAGGAGUCGGCUCCCAAGACGCGCUCCACUCGGGGAGGAAGUGACAUCACGUACACUCACACACGGGACGACCCCCACCCGGAACCCGACUCCACCACCACCACCACCACCACCACCACCACCCUGGACCUCCUCAUCCCGGGUCACAUCCGCUCCUUCGCCUCCAUCGGCUCCUCCCCUCUCACCCUUGGCUCCUCCCACCUCACCCUGACGCCGACGCCCACUGCGGCGGCGUCGACCCCCGAGCGCUCCUCGGGCCUGUGCUCCUCCCUCCUCUCCUCCUCCUCCUCCUCCAACGUCACCUCCUCCUCGGGGGGGUCCGGGGUCGUCGCCCCCCCCGCGCGGGGCAGCAGCAGCAGCAGCAGCAGCUCCGGCGUGGGCGUCGACAGCGGCCCCAGCGACACCACCGUCGCCACGCCGACCACCUCGCCCCCUCCCCGGGGGCGGGGCCUAGACCGCCCCGGACCCCCCCUGCCGGUGUUCCCCGCCCUGGCCCUGCGUUGCGGGGGGGUCCGCCGCGACCCCGACGGGAGCGAGGUCGGCGUGGGGGGGGGCGUGGCCUCUGAGGAGGUGGGCUCCGCCCUCUGCUCCUCCUUCGCCGCCUCCUCCCUGGAGCUGCUCCGUCAGGAGAGGGGCGCCCGGGCGGAGCGGGAGGAGCGGGGGAUGAGGGAGGGGGGGCGGGGGGGGGAGGGGGCGGACAACGGACCCCCCCGCGCCGCCGGGGAGACGACGAGGAGGAGGAGGGGCGGGGCGGGGGAGGGGCGCCGGCCCCCCAGGGUGCUGGCCCCCCUCCAGGGGAGCUCCCUGUUCCUCCACCUGAAGAGCCUGCGGGAGGGUUACUCUUCCAAAGUGCUGCCACCUGUUGGUAGACUCGGUGUACUGCAUGCUGUCAUUAAGCUCUUCUCCUACUCAUUGCUAGAUUACCAGCUGAGUGGAGCGUCAGGCUGGCCAGAGGAGUCUGACCUGACCUGCUCAACCGUUCUGCAAAACUGCUCUCUCAAUCCCAAGACCAACCUGCGUGCGGAACUCUCUGAACUUGCUUCGAAUAUUCACAAGGUCACGAUAAAGGAGGAGGAGACGGAGUCAGUGGAGCCCGCGUACGUGCCUCAUGCGCUGGCCUUCAAGCGAGCGUACGUCAUGAAGAAGCAGUCCCUGCGGAAGGGGGCGGGGCCUGGGGAGAGGGAGGCGGCCUCGUCCUGCCCCACGGAGGUGGUGGGGGUGGCGGUGCGCGCCAAGGAGCCGUCCAGCCUGGGGGUGACGGAGGAGAGCCUGUUCCGGCCGGGCCAGGGGGCGGAGGAGGGGGGGGAGGAGGAGGAGGCGGCACUGGACGCCAGGCUCACCCGGCGGGUGCAGCGGGCGGCGAGGAGGCAGGCCAAGCAGGAGCAGCUGAAAAGGCUCCACAAGGCCCAGAUCAUCCAGAAGCAGCUGGAGCAGGUGGAGGAGAAGCAGCGGCAGCUCGAGGAGCGGGGCGUGGCCGUGGAGAAGGCCUUGAGAGGGGAAGCAGACUACUGGGGCGACUCCAACGACAAUGAGGACCUGGACCUCCACCUCAGCGGGAUGGGGAACCUGGACAGCCCAGCCCUGAUGCAGCAGUGGUUCCAGCUGGUUCAGCAGAAGAACGCCAUGGUGCGCUACGAGUCCGAGCUCAUGAUAUUCGCUAGAGAGCUGGAGCUGGAGGACAGACAGAGCCGGCUGCAGCAGGAGCUCAGAGAGCAGAUGGCCGUGGACGACCACCUGAAGGGCCCUGGGGAGCUGGCGGAGGAGCGUCUGAUCCUGGAGGAGAUGCUGGAGGUGGUGGAGCAGCGGGACUCCCUGGUGGCGCUGCUGGAGGAGCAGCGGCUGCAGGAGAGCCAGGAGGAGAGGAACCUGGAGGAGGUGGUGCUGAACGGGGGGGCGGGGCUCCACUGGGCCUGA
Molecule: messenger RNA, 5445 nt
Organism: Gadus chalcogrammus (walleye pollock)
Lineage: Eukaryota; Metazoa; Chordata; Actinopteri; Gadiformes; Gadidae
Product: protein-methionine sulfoxide oxidase mical3b-like
Exons: 36
Coding region: 1-5445 (1814 amino acids)
Molecular function (GO): protein binding; FAD binding
Source: RefSeq, a predicted model, not a curated record